This is a messenger RNA of Carlito syrichta (Philippine tarsier), 4099 nucleotides long. It is a transcript of the gene TSC22D1, whose product is annotated as TSC22 domain family member 1. Lineage: Eukaryota; Metazoa; Chordata; Mammalia; Primates; Tarsiidae. Gene Ontology annotation, biological process: regulation of transcription by RNA polymerase II. The transcript has 4 exons. The record is from RefSeq and is a predicted model, not a curated record. Bases 114 to 3014 code for a protein of 966 amino acids.
GAUGGCGCACCCGGCAGUGUUCCCUCGAAGGGGCAGCGGUAGUGGCAGCGCCUCGGCUCUCAGUGCAGCAGGCUCAGCUGCAGGCACAGCCUCUGGCGCCAGGCGGAACUCAGAUGAAGAAGAAAAGUGGCUUCCAGAUAACCAGCGUGACUCCGGCUCAGAUCUCCGCCAGCAUCAGCUCCAACAACAGUAUAGCCGAAGACACGGAGAGCUACGACGAUCUGGAUGAAUCGCACACGGAAGAUCUCUCUUCUUCGGAGAUCCUGGAUGUGUCCCUUUCCAGGGCUACUGACUUAGGGGAGCCUGAACGCAGCUCCUCUGAGGAGACUCUCAAUAACUUCCAGGAAGCCGAGACACCUGGGGCAGUCUCUCCCAACCAGCCCCACCUUCCUCAGCCCCAUCUGCCUCACCUUCCACAGCAGAAUGUUGUGAUCAAUGGGAACGCUCAUCCACACCACCUCCAUCACCACCAUCACAGUCAUCAUGGGCACCACCUCCAGCAUGGGCACCACCAUCCAUCUCAUGCUGCUGUGGCCAGCGCGUCCCUUCCUGGAGCACCACCCUCAAGCCCAGUGUCCAGAAAACUCUCUUCUACUGGAAGCGCUGACAGCGUUCUACCAGUUGCGCCAGCUUCUGCUGUAUCAUCCGGUGGCCCACCUGCAUCUGUAAUGACUAAUAUCCGUGUUCCAAGUGCUCCAAGUACUACAGGCGGUAUAGGUAUCAAUUCUGUUACUGGCACUAAUACAGUGAAUAAUGUUAACGUUACUGCUGUGGGUAGUUUUAAUCCCAACGUGACAAGCAGCAUGCUUGGUAAUGCUAACAUAAGUACAAGCAAUAUUCCUAGUGCUGCUGGUGUGAGUGCUGGGCCUGGAGUUGCCAGCGGUGUUAAUGUGAAUAUUUUGAGUGGCAUGGGCAAUGAUACUAUUUCUUCCUCUGCUGCUAACAGUGUCCCUCAUGCAGCUGCAGGGAUGACUGCAGGAUCCGUUGCUGGUCCACAGCAACAACCAACAGUUAACACCUCGAGGUUCAGAGUUGUGAAGUUAGACUCUAGUUCUGAGCCCUUUAAAAAAGGUAGAUGGACUUGCACUGAGUUCUAUGAAAAAGAAAGUGCUGCACCUGCUACGGAAGGUGUCAUGAUCAAUAAAGUGGUGGAGACUGUGAAACAGAACCCAGUAGAAACGACUUCUGAGAGGGAGAGCACUAGUGGCAGUUCUGUGAGCAGUAGUGUCAGCACACUGAGUCACUACACAGAGAGUGUGGGAAGUGGGGAGAUGGGAGCUCCUGCCAUGGUGGUGCAGCCGCAGCAACAGCCGCCACCACCAGCUCCUCAAGGUGUGGCCCUUCAGCAGAUGGAUUUCAGUGCCACGGGUCCACAGGGUGUUCUGGCAGUUAGCAUGCCACAGAGUAUUUCUCAGUCACAGAUCUCGCAAGUACCUUUACAGUCUCAAGAACUGAGCUAUCAGCAGAAGCCGGGUCUUCAACCAGGACCUUUGCAAGCUGCCAUCAGUUCUGCGGCGGGUAUUCAGCCACCGCCUGUAAACGUGGUUGGUGUAACUUCAGCUUUAGGUCAGCAGCCUUCCGCUUCCAGUUUGGCUCAGCCCCAGCUGCCAUAUUCUCAGACGGCUCCUCCAGUGCACACCCCCCUUCCAGGGGCACCACCCCAACAGUUACCUUACGGACAGCAGCAGCCAAUGGUUUCUACACAGAUGGCACCAGGCCAUGGUAAACCGGUGACUCAAAAUCCUGCCUCAGAGUAUGUACAGCAGCAGCUGGCUCUUCAAACAGCAGUGUCCUCUGGACAGCCCAGUUCUGCAGGAGUGGGAGCAGGGACAACUGUGAUUCCUGUGGCUCAGCCACAGGGUAUCCAGCUGCCAGUGCAGCCCAUGGUGGUCCCGGCCCAACCUGCUGGGACCUCUGGCCAGCCUGUUGGCCAGGCUCAGACAGCAGUGUCCGCUGUACCCACUGGCAGUCCAAUUGCAAAUAUCGGUCAGCAGACAAACAUACCUACUGGGGUGCAGCAGCCCUGUUCCCAGGUUCCACCUUCAGUCAUUCAGCAAGGUGCUCCUCCAUCUUCCCAAGUAGUUCCACCGACGCAAACUGGGAUCAUUCAUCAGGGAGUUCAAACUAGCGCUUCGAGCCUUCCUCAACAAUUGGUUAUUGCACCCCAAAGUACCUUGUUAACUGUGCCUCCCCAGCCGCAAGGAGUAGAGCCAGUAGCUCCAGGAAUUGUUUCGCAGCAGUUGCCUGCAGUCAGUCCUGUGCCCUCUGCCAGUAGUAUUUCUGUUACAAAUCAGGUUAGUUCAGCUGGUCCUUCUGGAAUGCCUUCUGCCCCAACAAACUUGGUUCCACCACAGAAUAUAGCACAAACCCCAGCCACCCAAAAUGGUAAUUUGGUUCAGAGUGUUAGUCAACCUCCCUUGAUAGCAACUAAUAUAAAUUUGCCUUUGGGACAACAGAUACCACUAAGUUCUGCUCAGUUCUCUGCACAAUCAUUAGCUCAGGCGAUCGGAAGCCAAAUUGAAGAUGCCAGGCGCCCAGCGGAGCCCUCCUUAGUUGGCUUACCUCAGACUAUCAGUGGUGACAGUGGGGGAAUGUCAGCAGUUUCAGAUGGGAGUAGCAGCAGCCUAGCAGCCUCUGCUUCUCUUUUCCCGUUGAAGGUGCUACCGCUGACGACACCCCUGGUGGAUGGAGAGGAUGAGAGCUCCUCUGGUGCAAGUGUGGUAGCUAUUGACAACAAAAUCGAGCAAGCUAUGGACCUGGUGAAAAGCCACUUGAUGUAUGCGGUUCGGGAGGAGGUGGAGGUCCUCAAAGAGCAAAUCAAGGAACUCGUAGAGAAGAACUCGCAGCUGGAGCAGGAGAACAAUCUGCUGAAGACGCUGGCCAGUCCCGAGCAGCUCGCCCAGUUCCAGGCCCAGCGGCAGACCGGCUCCCCGCCUGCCGCCGCCACGCAGCCGCAGGAGACCACGCAGCCCCCCGCCCAGCCGGCGCCGCAGGGCUCCGGACCCACCGCGUAGCCGCCGGGCCCGCAGAAGCGGCUGCCGUGCGUGAACUGAACGGACGGAGAGAUGCAGAGAUGCGCCAGGCAGAGCCCGCCUCCACGGUCGCCCAUUUCACUGCUCGCCGCGAAAGAGACGUGAACCCGACGUAUGCCGUUCUCUCUUUCUUCCAGUGUUAAACACUCACAUGCUUUUGGCUUGAAGACGUGCCGUAGUUGGGUGAAUUAAAGGUUGCUCAGAGAAUUAGCGUGGAUGUCCUGGGACUUCUGCAGCUCGGCGGGUGUCUGAGAAAUGGUCUCACUCUUGCGGAGGAGCUGUGUGCCUUCCACCCCCUCCCGCCCCCGCCCCCGCCCCGCCCCCAGAGCUCGUGGUCCUGCUCGCCUGGUGUCCUCCGUGGGGUUGGUUCCGUGGGGGUGUGAAGCCGAGCUCCUCACCGGAUUUCCUCCUCCUCCCCUAGAGGAACUGGAAGGGGGGUGAAAGCAAAGACUAGAAUGAGGGGACAGAAUUCAUUCUACACGUUGACGACUGUCACCAAAACUCAUACAAUAGUAUCGUGCCUCUUUCUGAAACAGUGGGUGACACAAAACGGUGACAGGUAGCUGGGACCUAGGCUAUCUUACAUGAAGGUUGUUUUGCUUAUUGUAUAUUUAUGUAUGUAGUUGUAACUAUUUUGUACAGUAGAGGGCUAACUACUAUUUAGGUUGUACAGAUUGACAUGUAGCUGUUUCCUUGGCUGUCCGAAGCGGUGUGGACUGUCUUUUAUAUGUAGAGCUACGUAAGAAACUGCUACAUGACAAAAACCACACCUAAGGAAACUUUAAGAAGGGGCAGUUACUCACUUGGUGUAAUCUGAAAUCUUCUAGCUGCUGAAUAUUCUGAAGUAAAUCCCUGUUCGCCGAAGUCUUUCUCUUGAGCUGGUUGAACACAAGCGCUCAGUUCUGGCUAAUGACAUGGAUUUCCUGUAGGGGUUUCUGCAUAGUCCCUGUAUAGUAGUUAUAUGCAUAUGUUUCUGUGCAUGUUCCCUACACAGCUUUAAGGUGUCACUGUAUUUAACUGUUGUACUUGUCAACUUUCAAUAAAGUAUAUAAAAUGUUGAUAAACAA